This is a messenger RNA of Hypomesus transpacificus, 7974 nucleotides long. Its product is annotated as nascent polypeptide-associated complex subunit alpha, muscle-specific form-like. Gene Ontology annotation, biological process: protein localization to synapse; presynaptic active zone assembly. NCBI's taxonomy places the organism in Eukaryota, Metazoa, Chordata, Actinopteri, Osmeriformes, Osmeridae. Bases 1 to 7974 code for a protein of 2657 amino acids. The record is from RefSeq and is a predicted model, not a curated record. The transcript has 11 exons. Gene Ontology annotation, cellular component: glutamatergic synapse; cytoskeleton of presynaptic active zone; axon. Gene Ontology annotation, molecular function: structural constituent of presynaptic active zone; metal ion binding.
AUGUUUGGGGACUUGAGGGUGAAGGAGUGGCUGUGUCUUACCUGCCAGAUGCAGAGAACUGUUGGAGGAAUGGAGCCCCCAGGACCUCCCAAGAUGAAGCCACAGCCUUCACCCAACAAAACCUCCACUUCUGCCACACCACAAAAGAAGGAGACAUCAACUCCAGGGUCCCCCCAGAGAAAGACAUCUUCUCCAGCAGUCCAGCCACCCAAGACUGAGGCGGCUAAAGGUUUACAGUCUCAGAAAAGCAGUCCAGCUCCUGUUCAGAAAUCACCACAGGACAACAGAAGAACAUCUGGGCCUCAGAAACCACCAGACCAGACCAGCCAAACAGGGCGUAAGCAGAGUAAUGCUGCCCAGCAGGAGUCAGGGGGCUUCUUUGGCUUUGGUGGUGCUAAAUCUCAGCCUGCUGCAUCACAGCCUGCAGAGUCAGUGUCUGGGAAGAUGUUUGGCUUUGGCUCCUCCAUCUUCAGUUCUGCCUCCACUUUGAUCACCUCAGCUGUUCAAGAUGAGCCUCGCCCCACACCUCCAGCUUCCCCCAAGGUGACUGCUUCAGCUCAGGCCUCUCCUAAGAUGCCACCUGCUAAGGAGACCAAACCACUUGCUGCUCAGAAAGCAGAGGAGAAGAAACCAGAGCAACCCCAGCAGACCAAGGCUCCUCCAUCAGAACAGGCCAAAGUGGACAAGACCCCAUCAGAGCCUCCAAAGUCAGCAGCAGCCUCCCAACCAGCUCCCAAAGCAGGCCAGUCCACCUGUCCUCUCUGCAAGGUGGGACUCAAUGUGGGCUCCAAGGACCCUCCCAACUACAACACCUGCACACAAUGCAAGAACAUUGUCUGCAACCAAUGUGGAUUUAACCCAAUGCCUCAUGAAACACAGGCGAAGGAGUGGCUGUGUCUAACCUGCCAGACACAGCGAGCUGUUGGAGGAAUGGAACCCCCAGGACCCCUCAUGGUGAAGCCCCAGCCGUCACCUAACAAAACAUCAACAAACGCUGCACCCCAAAAGUCUCCUUCAACUCCAGGGUCUCCCCAGAGAAAGCCAUCUUCUCCAGCAGUCCAGCCACCCAAGACUGAUGCUGCAAAAGGUUUAGAGUCUCAGAAACAAGGCAGUCCAGGUCCUGUUCAGAAAUCACCACAGGACAACAGAAGAACAUCUGGGCCUCUGAAACCACCAGACCAGACCAGCCAACCAGGGCGUAAGCAGAGUAAUGCUGCCCAGCAGGAGUCAGGGGGCUUCUUUGGCUUUGGUGGUGCUAAAUCUCAGCCUGCUGCAUCACAGCCUGCAGAGUCAGUUUCUGGGAAGAUGUUUGGCUUUGGCUCCUCCAUCUUCAGUUCUGCCUCCACUUUGAUCACCUCAGCUGUUCAGGAUGAGCCUCGCCCCACACCUCCAUCUUCCCCCAAGGUGACUGCUUCAGCUCAGGCCUCUCCUAAGAUGCCACCUGCUAAGGAGACUAAACCACCUGCUGCUCAGAAAGCAGAGGAGAAGAAACCAGAGCAACCCCAGCAGACCAAGGCUCCUCCAUCAGAACAGGCCAAAAUGGACAAGACCCCAUCAGAGCCUCCAAAGUCAGCUGCAGCCUCCCAACCAGCUCCCAAAGCAGGCCAGUCCACCUGUCCUCUCUGCAAGGUGGGACUCAAUGUGGGCUCCAAGGACCCUCCCAACUACAACACCUGUACGCAAUGCAAGAACACUGUCUGCAACCUGUGUGGAUUCAACCCAAUGCCUCAUGAAACACAGGCAAAGGAGUGGCUGUGUCUAACCUGCCAGACACAGAGAGCUGUUGGAGGAAUGGAGCCCCCAGGACCCCCCAUAGUGAAGCCCCAGCCGUCACCUAACAAAACAUCAACAAACGCUGCACCCCAAAAGGCUCCUUCAACUCCAGGGUCCCCCCAGAGAAAGCCAUCUUCUCCAGCAGUUCAGCCACCCAAGACUGAGGCUGUUAAGGGUUUAGAGUCUCAGAAACAGGCCAGCCCAACUCCUGUUCAGAAAUCCACACAGGACAACAGAAGAACAUCUGGGCCUCAGAAACCACCAGACCAGACCAGCCAACCAGGGCGUAAGCAGAGUAAUGCUGCCCAGCAGGAGUCAGGAGGCUUAUUUGGCUUAGGUGGUGCUAAAUCUCAGCCUGCUGCAUCACAGCCUGCAGAGUCAGUUUCUGGGAAGAUGUUUGGGUUUGGCUCCUCCAUCUUCAGUUCUGCCUCCACCUUGAUCACCUCAGCUGUUCAGGAUGAGCCUCGCCCCACACCUCCAGCUUCCCCCAAGGUGCCUGCUUCAGCUCAGGCCUCUCCUAAGAUGCCACUUGCUAAGGAGACCAAACCACUUUCUGCUCAGAAAGCAGAGGAGAAGAAACCAGAGCAACCCCAGCAGACCAAGGCUCCUCCAUCAGAACAGGCCAAAGUGGACAAGACCCCAUCAGAGCUUCCAAAGUCAGCAGCAGCCUCCCAACCAGCUCCCAAAGCAGGCCAGUCCACCUGUCCUCUCUGCAAGGUGGGACUCAAUGUGGGCUCCAAGGACCCUCCCAACUACAACACCUGCACUCAAUGCAAGAACACUGUCUGCAACCUGUGUGGAUUCAACCCAAUGCCUCAUGAAACACAGGCAAAGGAGUGGCUGUGUCUAACCUGCCAGACACAGCGAGCUGUUGGAGGAAUGGAACCCCCAGGACCCCCCAUGGUGAAGCUCCAGCCGUCACCUAACAAAACAUCAACAAACGCUGCACCCCAAAAGGCUCCUUCAACUCCAGGGUCGCCCCAGAGAAAGCCAUCUUCUCCAGCAGUCCAGCCACCCAAGACUGAGGCUGUUAAGGGUUUAGAGUCUCAGAAACAGGCCAGUCCAACUCCUAUUCAGAAAUCACCACAGGACAACAGAAGAACAUCUGGGCCUCAGAAACCACCAGACCAGACCAGCCAACCAGGGCGUAAGCAGAGUAAUGCUGCCCAGCAGGAGUCAGGGGGCUUCUUUGGCUUCGGUGGUGCUAAAUCCCAGCCUGCUGCAUCACAGCCUGCAGAGUCAGUUUCCGGGAAGAUGUUUGGCUUUGGCUCCUCCAUCUUCAGUUCUGCCUCCACUUUGAUCACCUCAGCUGUUCAAGAUGAGCCUCGCCCCACACCUCCAGCUUCCCCCAAGGUGUCCGCUGCAGCUCAGGCCUCUCCUAAGAUGCCACUUGCUAAGGAGACCAAACCACUUGCUGCUCAGAAAGCAGAACAGAGGAAACCAGAGCAACCCCAGCCGACCAAGGCUCCUCCAUCAGAACAGGCCAAAAUGGACAAGACCCCAUCAGAGCCUCCAAAGUCAGCAGCAGCCUCCCAACCAGCUCUUAAAACAGGCCAGUCCACCUGUCCUCUCUGCAAGGUGGGACUCAAUGUGGGCUCCAAGGACCCUCCCAACUACAACACCUGGUCCCCCCAGAGAAAGCCAACUUCUCCAGCAGUCCAGCCACCCAAGGCUGAGGCUGGUAAAGGUUUAGAGUCUCAGAAACAAGGCAGUCCAACUCCUGUUCAGAAAUCACCACAGGAUAACAGAAGAACAUCUGGGCCUCAGAAACCACCAGACCAGACCAGCCUACCAGGGCGUAAGCAGAGUAAUGCUGCCCAGCAGGAGUCAGGGGGCUUCUUUGGCUUAGGUGGUGCUAAAUCCCAGCCUGCUGCAUCACAGCCUGCAGAGUCAGUUUCCGGGAAGAUGUUUGGCUUUGGCUCCUCCAUCUUCAGUUCCGCCUCCACUUUGAUCACCUCAGCUGUUCAGGAUGAGCCUCGCCCCACACCUCCAGCUUCCCCCAAGGUGACUGCUUCAGCUCAGGCCUCUCCUAAGAUGCCACCUGCAAAGGACACUAAAACACCUGCUGCUCAGAAAGCAGAGGAGAUGAAACCAGAGCAACCCCAGCAGACCAAGGCUCCUCCAUCAGAACAGGCCAAAAUGGACAAGACCCCAUCAGAGCCUCCAAAGUCAGCAGCAGCCUCCCAACCAGCUCCCAAAGCAGGCCAGUCCACCUGUCCUCUCUGCAAGGUGGGACUCAAUGUGGGCUCCAAGGACCCUCCUAACUACAACACCUGCACUCAAUGCAAGAACACUGUCUGCAACCAAUGUGGAUUUAAUCCCAUACCUCAGGAAACAAAGAUAAAGGAGUGGCUUUGUCUUACCUGCCAGACACAGCGAGCUGUUGGAGCAAUUGAGCCACCAGGAACCCCCAUGAUGAAGCCCCAGCCAAUGUCAAACAAAGUUUCCACAGCUGCUGACCCUGAAAAGAAAGACACCACUUCAAAUGCUGUACAAGAGAAGGUAGUUUCAACUCCAGGGUCCCCCCAGAGAAAGCCAUCUUCUCCAGCAGUCCAGCCACCCAAAGCUGAGGUUGGUAAAGGUUUAGAGUCUCAGAAACAAGGCAGUCCAACUCCUGUUCAGAAAUUACCACAGGACAACAGAAGAACAUCUGGGCCUCAGAAACCACCAGACCAGACCAGCCAACAAGGGCGUAAGCAGAGUAAUGCUUUCCAGCAGGAGUCAGGGGGCUUCUUUGGCUUAGGUGGUGCUAAAUCUCAGCCUGCUGCAACACAGCCUGCAGAGUCAGUUUCUGGGAAGAUGUUUGGCUUUGGCUCCUCCAUCUUCAGUUCUGCCUCCACCUUGAUCACCUCAUCUGUUCAGGAUGAGCCUCGCCCCACACCUCCAGCUUCCCCCAAGGUGACUGCUUCAGCUCAGGCCUCUCCUAAGAUGCCACUUGCUAAGGAGACCAAACCACCUGCUAAUCAGAAAGCAGAGGAGAAGAAACCAGAACAACCCCAGCAGACCAACGAUCCUCCAUCAGAACAGGCCAAAGUUGACAAGACCCCAUCAGAACCUCCAAAGUCAGCAGCAGCCUCCCAACCAGCUCCCAAAGCAGGCCAGUCCACCUGUCCUCUCUGCAAGGUGGGACUCAAUGUGGGCUCCAAGGACCCUCCCAACUACAACACCUGCACACAAUGCAAAAACUCUGUUUGCAACCAAUGUGGAUUUACUCCAAUGCCCCAAGUAUCAGAGACAAAGGAGUGGCUGUGUCUUACCUGCCAGAUGCAGCGAGCCGUUGGAGGAAUGGAGCCCCCAGGACCUCCCAAGAUGAAACCACAGGCCUCACCCAACAACACUUCCACUUCUGCCACACCACAAAAGAAGGAGACUUCAACUCCAGGGUCUCCCCAAAGAAAGCCAUCUUCUCCAGCAGUCCAGCCACCCAAGGCUGAGGCUACUAAAGGUUUAGAGUCUCAGAAACAAGGCAGUCCAGUUCCUGUUCAGAAAUCACCACAGGACAACAGAAGAACAUCUGGGCCUCAGAAACCACCAGACCAGACCAGCCAACCAGGGCGUAAGCAGAGUAAUGCUGCCCAGCAGGAGUCAGGGGGCUUCUUUGGCUUUGGUGGUGCUAAAUCUCAGCCUGCUGCAACACAGCCUGCAGAGUCAGUUUCUGGGAAGAUGUUUGGCUUUGGCUCCUCCAUCUUUAGUUCUGCCUCCACAUUGAUCACCUCAGCUGUUCAGGAUGAGCCUCGCCCCACGCCUCCAGCUUCCCCCAAGGUGCCUGCUUCAGCUCAGGCCUCUCCUAAGAUGCCACCUGCUAAGGAGACCAAACCACCUGCUUUUCAGAAAGCAGAGGAGAAGAAACCAGAGCAACCCCAGCUGACCAAGGCUCUUCCAUCAGAACAGGCCAAAGUGGACAAGACCCCAUCAGAGCCUCCAAAGUCAGCAGCAGCCUCCCAACCAGCUCCCAAAGCAGGCCAGUCCACAUGUCCUCUCUGCAAGGUGGGACUCAAUGUGGGCUCCAAGGACCCUCCCAACUACAACACCUGCACGCAAUGCAAGAACUCUGUUUGCAACCAAUGUGGAUUUACUCCAAUGCCCCAAGUAUCAGAGGUGAAAGAGUGGCUGUGUCUUACUUGCCAGAUGGAGCGAGCUGUUGGAGGAAUGGAGGCCUCGGGAGCCUCAAGUAUUAAAUCACAGCCCUCACCUAACAAAGUUGCUACAGCAGCUACGUCCCAAAAGAAGGAAACUUCAACACCGGGGUCCCCCCAGAGAAAGACAUCUUCUCCAGCAGUCCAUCCACCCAACACUGAGGCUGCUAAAGGUUUAGAGUCUCAGAAACAAGGCAGUCUAGCUCCUGUUCAGAAAUCACCACAGGACAACAGAAGAACAUCUGGGCCUCUGAAACCAGCAGACCAGACCAGCCAACCAGGGCGUAAACAGAGUAAUGCUGCCCAGCAGGAGUCAGGGGGCUUCUUUGGCUUCGGUGGUGCUAAAUCCCAGCCAGCUGCAUCACAGCCUUCAGAGUCAGUUUCUGGGAAGAUGUUUGGCUUUGGCUCCUCCAUCUUCAGUUCCGCCUCCACUUUGAUCACCUCAGCUGUUCAAGAUGAGCCUCGUCCCACACCUCCAGCUUCCCCCAAGGUGACUGCUUCAGCUCAGGCCUCUCCUAUGAUGCCACCUGCAAAGGACACUAAAACACCUGCUGCUCAGAAAGCAGAGGUGAUGAAACCAGAGCAACCCCAGCAGAUCAAGGCUCCUCCAUCAGAACAGGCCAAAGUGGACAAGACCCCAUCAGAGCCUCCAAAGUCAGCAGCAGCAUCCCAACCAGCUCCCAAAGCAGGCCAGUCCACCUGUCCUCUCUGCAAGGUGGGACUCAAUGUGGGCUCCAAGGACCCUCCCAACUAUAACACCUGCACGCAAUGCAAGAAAACUGUCUGCAACCAAUGUGGAUUCAAUCCCAUACCUCAAGAAACAGAGGUGAAGGAGUGGCUGUGUCUUAACUGCCAGAUGCUGCGAGCUGUUGGAGAAGUAGAGCCCCAAGGAACCCCCAUGAUGAAACCCCAGCCUGUUGCUAAUAAAGUCCCUGCAACUGCUGCCAGAACCAUAAAGGAUGAUACAUUGAAAGAGGACACAACUACUCUUCCAAUGAAGGAUAUUCCAUUACCAACUCCUGCCUCAACAGAGGAAACACAAGCUAUAUCUAAAAAGAUAGAAAACCAAACUAAUGAGUCCUCAAUUCCUGCCUCACUGUUUACCCAAGAUGCCCCAGCCCCAGCUUCGGUAAUUGUCAAGGAAGCCCAAAUUCCUUCCCCGCUCCGAAUGAAGGAAGAGGCUCUAGUUCCUGCCCCAACCCUCAUCAAGGAGGAGGCUCCAGUUCCUGCCUCAACCCUCAUCAAGGAGGAGGUUCCAGUUCCUGCCUCAACCCUCAUCAAGGAGGAGGUUCCAGUUCCUGCCUCAACCCUCAUCAAGGAGGAGGCUCCAGUUCCUGCCUCAACCCUCAUCAAGGAGGAGGUUCCAGUUCCUGCGCCAACCCUCAUCAAGGAGAAGGUUCCAGUUCCUGCGCCAGGUCUCCCCAAGGAAGAGGUUCCAGUUCCUUCCUCAACCCUCAUCAAGGAGGAGGUUCCAGUUCCUGCCUCAACCCUCAUCAAGGAGAAGGUUCCAGUUCCUGUCCCAACCCUCAUCAAGGAGGAGGUUCCAGUUCCUGCGUCAGGUCUCCCCAAAGUGGAGGUUGCAGUUCCUGCGCCAGGUCUCCCCAAGGAAGAGGUUCCAGUUCCUGCCUCAACCCUCAUCAAAGAGGAGGUUCCAGUUCCUGUCCAAACCCUCAUCAAGGAGGAAGUUCCAGUUCCUGACCCACUCCUCACCAAGGAAGAGGCUCCAGUUCCUACCCCACCCCUCAUCAAAGAGGAGGUUCCAGUUCCUGCCCCAUGUCUCCCCAAGGAGGAGGUUACAGUUACUGCCUCAGCCCUCAUCGAUAAGGAGGUUCCAGUUCCUGCCCCAACCCUCAUCAAGGAGGAGGUUCCAGUCCCUUUCCCAACCCUCAUCAAAGAGGAGGCUCCAGUUCUUGCCUCAGCCCUCAUCAAGGAGGAGGUUCCAGUUCCUACCCCACUCCUCACCAAGGAGGAUGUUCCAGUUCCUACCCCAGGUCUUGCCAAGGAGGAUGUCUUGCCAAGGAGGAGGCUCCUGUUCCUCCCCCACAGAAGGAAGGCACAAUCUUAA